Cercopithifilaria johnstoni is the source of this 525-nucleotide messenger RNA. NCBI's taxonomy places the organism in Eukaryota, Metazoa, Nematoda, Chromadorea, Rhabditida, Onchocercidae. The record is from the annotation of a GenBank genome assembly.
AUGGCCCGUAACAGACAUACCGAUGAUAUUCUGAAUGUCAAUGUUGGCGGUAAACGUUAUACAGUUCGGCGGACCGAUCUACUGGCAGAUCCGAAAAGUAAACUAGCAGAAUGGUUCAAACCUGGUACUGUCAAACAAAUUUCUACUGACAAAGGAGGCAAUUAUUAUCUGGAUCGUGAUCCAAAAUCUUUUCGACAUAUCCUUGCAUAUCUUCGACUAAAGAAAGAAAAAUUUGUUCUAUCACUGGCAUUACCUGCAAAGCCGGAUGAUUUGGCAAAGUUGGUUGCUGAAUGUGAAGCACUGAAUAUGAUUGAGCUAAAAAAUUUAGCACUUAAUGUUUUACAAAAAUACCAGCGUACGGAGGAACAGCACUAUGUGACAAGUUAUGUACAAAUUGCUCUUCGCGAUUACGAAACAUGGCAGUUUGAUCAUGAAGAGAGUACCACAAACAAGAAAGGUAAAGGAGGAAGCGCGGAGAUAACAUCGGCAGUUACGUCAGCUUACGAUGAAUGGGACAAUAUGUGA